UUAUAAUAUUGUCAAUGAAAUUUCAUAGUCUUUUCACACAUUUUGAAUAUUCACAGUGCUGACAUUUGAGGAAAAAAUAUGAAUAUGUUUCAACCCUAUUGAUUUGUCUUCCAUGGCUCGUAUCAGUGAACUGAAAUUAUCGAUUUUGGUUAUCAAUUGUCGGUGAAAUUCUUUCCUUAUAAAAACAGCGUGGAAAUCAAUUCCUGACUUUUUACAUUUUUGCAGAGUUAAAUUUCAAAUUAUCAUUUCAGUACGCUUAACUGGAAUAGGAUUAACUAACCCUUACUAACAUACUACUACACUACAUACUAACCUUAUUACAUAGUACAUUUACGCCAUGGGUAACGUACAAGCUUCUUCCAGUUUACCACCUAUGCCUCCGAAUUUAACAACGGUUCCUCCACCUUCAACACCACAAAAAUUGCCUCCAGAAGAGCGCAUUGAAAAUCCUGGAUCAGUAGAGGAGUUACACAGGAAAUGCAAAGAAUUGUUUCCUAUGACAUUUGAAGGCAUCCGACUCGUUAUUAAUAAAGGGCUGAGCAAUCAUUUUUUCGUUAGUCACAGUCUACUUAUUGGAUCAACUAGUCAAACGUCAAACUACAAAUUUGGAUCAACAUUUGUAGGUACCAAUCAGAUAGGUCCCGGAGACUACAGCCCUCUUUUAAUGGGUGAUAUUGAUCCACGUGGAAACAUUUCGACUAAUGUUAAUGUACAACCCUGGGAUAAAAUUAAAGUCAAACUGAAUACUCAAUUUCAAGAGUUCAAAACGACUGGUAUUCAAACCACGACCGAGUAUAAAGCAGAUAGAUAUACAGCUACAUUGAGCCUAGUAAAUCCUGAUUUAUUCAAUUUUACUGGAAUUUAUAUAUCCCAGUUUUUAUAUGCUUUGAAUAAUAGAACAUCAAUAGGUGUUGAACUUAUUCAUCAACGUUCUCCACAAAUUCCAAAUGGACAUGUAACAGUUUUUAAUAUCUUAGGACGAUAUAUAUAUGAUGAUGCUACCACAAUCAGUUCUACAUUAAAUUUUACAGGAUUACAAUGUUGUUAUCAUUAUAAAGCUAGUGAACAACUUCAAUUUGGUAUAGAUCUUGAAGGUAGUCUUAUACAACGAGAUAUUAAUGCAACAUUUGCGUACCAAGCACAAAUACCCAAAUCUGAUAUCAACAUUAAAGGAAGCAUAGAUAGGAAGUGGAAUGUGAGCACUACAUUAGAAAAGCGUCUCCAUCCAAUGCCAUUUACAUUUGCAUUGAGUACAAUGUUUUCUCCUGCCAAGCAUCAGUUAAGAAUGGGAGUUGGGUUUUUAGUUGGUUAAUUUAUGUUAAAUUUACUAAUAUUAAUGUAGUCGUACACUUUUGGACUUAUUUUUUGUUUUUCAUUCCCAUUUGUUAUAUGAUAUAUUAUUGUUCCAAUAAUAAAUUAAUAUCUUAACAAUUAACUUAAAUUCAAAACUAUAGUAAGAUACAAUACUACUAUUUC
Molecule: messenger RNA, 1476 nt
Organism: Sipha flava (yellow sugarcane aphid)
Lineage: Eukaryota; Metazoa; Arthropoda; Insecta; Hemiptera; Aphididae
Product: mitochondrial import receptor subunit TOM40 homolog 2-like
Biological process (GO): protein import into mitochondrial matrix
Cellular component (GO): mitochondrial outer membrane translocase complex; mitochondrial outer membrane
Molecular function (GO): transmembrane protein transporter activity
Source: RefSeq, a predicted model, not a curated record